Molecule: messenger RNA, 428 nt
Organism: Prunus avium (sweet cherry)
Lineage: Eukaryota; Viridiplantae; Streptophyta; Magnoliopsida; Rosales; Rosaceae
Source: RefSeq, a predicted model, not a curated record
GAAGUAAUUGAUACAUCUGGAGGAUGCGGUGCUAGCUUUACUAUUGAGGUAGUAUCGGAGAAGUUUGAAGGGAAGAGGUUGCUGGAGAGGCAUCGGGUGGUAAACACUGCUCUGGAAGAGGAGAUGAAACAGAUUCAUGCUCUCUCAAUAAAGAAAGCUCUGACACCAGAGCAGUGGAAACAACAGCAGGAGUCUGAAAAACCUAAACCUGCUGCUUAAACAUAGUCUUUCGAAGGUCAGGUAUAUGCUGUAGCUGAUAAGCUCGAAAGUGUUUGGAAUAGAAUUUGAUUGGGAAACUGUAUGAAAUUUCUUUUCUUCCAACCUCCUAAGUUACAGAUUGAAAACAUGUUGAUGCUUAUUGCUCUUGUUUUGUCACACAAAAUCAUGUUAAUUAUUUUAGGAGGUGUUGCAUAUUGCACCUUUGCUCA